UUUAAAAGAAAUGAGUACAUUAACUGGACUCGUUUCUUGUGCAAUUUCUUCCCUUUGUUUUGGUUCUAUGUAUGUGGGUGUAAGAGUUGCUGGGGAUCCUGGUGAUGGAAUGGUUGUUCAGUGGAUUGUUAGUUUAUAUUUUGAGUUUAUUUUUGGAAAUUUGAUUGUUUUUGGGUUUGCUCUGCAAUAUUUCUGUCUGGAGUUGUUACGUAACACGAGGCGAGUUCUUUUUGGCCUGGUCCUUUAUUGUCCCUUUGUUUCUUUUAAGAAUUCUAGUGAGAAGUAUAUCGCUACUGGAGCACCUCCUUUUCAACCUUUGGCAAUGCUUGGUGGACUUCUUUGGGCUAUUGGCAAUUUAACAGCUAUUCCAAUAAUUAAAACAAUUGGUUUAGGAAUGGGUAUUUUAAUUUGGGGAACUGUUAACUGUGUUGUUGGUUGGGCAACUGGACGUUUUGGACUUUUUGGGGUAAAUGCAAGUACUCCUAGCUCUCCUAAUUUGAAUUAUCUUGGACUUGUUUUUGUUAUUGUUGGAACUUGGCCUACCAGAAUCGAAACUUCCGGAGAAACACUAGUGCUUCGAGGUAGAACAACAAAGGCUUUUGAAUUAAAAAAAUUUUUUUUAAUCUUCCCAAAAUUUCCAAAAUUAAAUAUCGUCAUUUUUCAAAUUUUUAGAGGAAUUCUUUUUGCAUUUGUCCGCCCCAAACCUCCCCUUACACCAAAAAGAGAUUCACUCCAACAAGGCUCUCCAAUAAUUAUAAGACGUGAAGAACCCCAAAAUACAAAUAUUGAAGAAGGGGAAAGUUUGGUAGAACAACAAAUAGAUGAAGAAGAAAGAGUAAAUAUUGAAACAACAGAAAAUAAUAUUAAUUUAAGUAUAAUUAAUUCUGAUGGAAUGAAAAAACGGAUAUUAGCUGUUGUAGCUUCUAUUUUUGCUGGUAUUGGCUAUGGAUCGACUUUUACUCCAGUAAUAUAUAUUCAAGACAAUCCUCAACAUUUCAAAAAUCCUUCCAAAAAUGCAAUAGAUUAUGUAUUUUCACAUUUUACUGGAAUUUAUUUAACAUCAACAUUUGUUCUACUUAUUUAUAUUGCUUAUAAACAAAAUAAACCUUAUAUGGAUAAUGCUUUAGUAUUCCCUUCUUUAUUGGCCGGUGUUUUGUGGGCAGUGGCUAUGCUUGCUUGGUUUUUGGCUAAUGAUAUUUUAUCACAAGCAAUAACCUUUCCAAUUAAUGCAACUUUGCCUGGUUUAAUAGCCAGUUUAUGGUCUGUUUUUUAUUUUAAAGAAAUUGAAAUGGAGGAUUUGAAAUUACUUUUAUCUGCUGUUUGUGUUACUAUUUUUGGAGUUACACUUGUUGGACUUUCAAAGACUAUUUAA
Molecule: messenger RNA, 1372 nt
Organism: Meloidogyne enterolobii
Lineage: Eukaryota; Metazoa; Nematoda; Chromadorea; Rhabditida; Meloidogynidae
Source: the annotation of a GenBank genome assembly